Molecule: messenger RNA, 1878 nt
Organism: Rhizoctonia solani
Lineage: Eukaryota; Fungi; Basidiomycota; Agaricomycetes; Cantharellales; Ceratobasidiaceae
Product: Fungal Zn(2)-Cys(6) binuclear cluster domain
Exons: 8
Coding region: 1-1878 (625 amino acids)
Biological process (GO): regulation of DNA-templated transcription
Molecular function (GO): zinc ion binding; DNA-binding transcription factor activity, RNA polymerase II-specific
Source: RefSeq, a predicted model, not a curated record
AUGUCUUUAUACGGUAAGGAUUCGGUCCCUGUUCCCGGGCCUACGCCCAAAGAUCAUCCUUCAUCCUUCAUCUCCCCUCUGAGCUACCCUCUCCCCCACUUUAUCAUGGCCACCUCUAGGCGUACCCGCUCUGGUCGACCGGCCCACAGUGCCCCGGCAAAGCGAAUCCGUACUAAACAAGGUUGUUUGACAUGUCGGAUCCGUCGCAAAAAGUGCGAUGAAUCUCGCGAAUUCGGCGGUGGCUGUGAGACCUGCUCACGGCUGCACAUUGAAUGCUUGGGAUACAGCAACAAGAGACCUGAGUGGCUCAAGGGUGCUCGUGUGGACGAAUACAAGCGUCAGAUUAAGCAUUUCCUGGCUGACAAUGGUGCGAGAUCCUCGACUCGUAGCCCCGAUCAAGCAUUUCUCGGGCUUCAACACUUGAAGGAGUCCUCAGGCUCACCCCGAGAACAUUCUGAAUCUGUUCAUACCGAUACCGAAUCCGAUUAUUACUCGGAUCCCGUAUCUCCUGUGGAGCAGAAGAUCGAAUACCACUCUCCUUUACACGCAAUGACAGCUCUUCCCUCUAUUACUGAGACCCAGCCUGCUUGGAUGCCUGAUCUUUCCGCUGAAGUCAAUUGGUCGUCGCCGACCUUAGAUUUUUACGGAUAUACGGACGACCAAUGCCCCAGUAUGAUGUCACUACAGGGGACGCAAUAUAGCCCUUUUCCAACGCUGGAUACCUUGUCUUUAGUGUCUGGCCCUAUGCAUUAUAAUGAACACUCCAUAACGCUCUCCCCCGUCCUGGAUCCAUGCCAGUUGGAUCCAAAUAUGCUACAAGUUACCUCGGCUCAGUAUGAAUAUCCCGCUUCCUCCGAAUUGGUCGACACACGUCCCAUUUGGCAGACGUUUACUGCCUUGCUUCCCUUGGCUGCUGGCGAUCCAGAAGGCGUUGGAGCGGUUCUUGAAGUGCUGAACCACAGCUCGGAGCACCUUCUCACACACAAUGACUUUUUGGCUGGUACUUCCACUGGAACUGAAGAUUUACGUCAAAUGCGACAGCGCGCAAAGCAACGUCUCCUGAGGUCUGGUUAUGAUAGACCACUCUCGCGUGCAGUCACUUCAUUGCUAAUGAUGCAAGUAACCCUCCGCCAAGGGCAUUUCGGUGACUGGGGCGAUUGUCUAGAUUUCGUGAUCGACUGGAUACGCAAUCAGUUCUCGCUUCCUUCUGCGAGAGUUUCCAGCCUCGGAGAAGAUGAUCGGCGUGUUCUUCGUCAUGGAUUAUGGGCAGAGCUCAUCGCGACAGCUACCCGCAAACAGGUGCCGGUUCAUAUCGAUAUCUACCGACGCAUACUUGACUCCGAGGAGCCUGCCGUCCUUGCUUGCUCAAACAAGGUUACGAGUACAUUUGUAGAGGUGAUUGCACUGGCCGCAAACCCAUCACAUCUGGCACAGGCACAAGCUAGGAUGCAACAAUUCCGAGAGAAUCUAGUCGUCCCGACCGACGAUCUGGAGUCCAUUUCCGCAGCUCACGUUCAUACUAUUGGAAUUAAUCUCUAUCUCGAGACGGUCGCAAGUAGAGGCACAAUCAACCCUGCAGUUCAAGAUUCCGUUCGAGCGUCGGGCUGUCAUACGAAGGAUGCCAAUCGAUGGAGCAACUGUUCCAUGAUGAUGAAAGAACUCAUCAGGACCGAAGGUGGAGACAGUGCGCUACAGGCUGCGUUCGAAAUCAUGGACGAAACCUAUAAUAAUCGCAAGAGGGAGGCAUCUCGCCAGAUCACUGGGUCGAGAAAAUGCGUGAACAAAACGUUCUGCUUGUCUAGUGCUCAGCCUACGAAGCGGGUAGUUGUGAAUCGCGCGCAUCCUCGGUGGCCGGUCCCACCUCGUGUUGAAAAUUGA